AUGAAAUCUGCUCGGAACCCGAAUAUUCCCUUAGCUGGUCCUAUAGUACUAGAAAAAGCUGAAUUCUUUGCAGCUCACUCAGGAUACAAAGACUUCAAAGCUAGCUCUUGGUGGUUAGAAAAGUUUAAGAAUAGGAAUGGAAUAAUCUAUAGGACAUUAAAUGGCGAAAGUGCUUCUAUUUCCGAAGAAGACUGCAAAAAGUUUCUCACCGACAUUUUGCCCAGCUUGUUAGAAGUUUAUGCAAUAGAAGAUAUAUUCAAUGCAGAUGAAACAGGUCUUUUUUCAAAUGUUUACCAGAUAAAACUGACAUUUAAGGGCGACACUUGUCAUGGUGGUGAAAAAAGCAAAGAUCGUGUUACUGUCAUGGCCUGCGCUAAUACGAGGGUGGAUUGA
Belonocnema kinseyi is the source of this 393-nucleotide messenger RNA. RefSeq names its product tigger transposable element-derived protein 4-like. The record is from RefSeq and is a predicted model, not a curated record. The coding region runs from base 1 to 393 and encodes 130 amino acids. Gene Ontology annotation, cellular component: nucleus. The transcript has a single exon. Lineage: Eukaryota; Metazoa; Arthropoda; Insecta; Hymenoptera; Cynipidae. Gene Ontology annotation, molecular function: DNA binding.